Acomys russatus (golden spiny mouse) is the source of this 3034-nucleotide messenger RNA. RefSeq names its product scratch family transcriptional repressor 1 (gene Scrt1). The transcript has 2 exons. Lineage: Eukaryota; Metazoa; Chordata; Mammalia; Rodentia; Muridae. The record is from RefSeq and is a predicted model, not a curated record. Bases 359 to 1405 code for a protein of 348 amino acids. Gene Ontology annotation, biological process: regulation of DNA-templated transcription. Gene Ontology annotation, molecular function: RNA polymerase II cis-regulatory region sequence-specific DNA binding; DNA-binding transcription factor activity, RNA polymerase II-specific.
UCUCCGCCCCCCCCAGCCUCCUCCCCCGCCUGUCCAGGGGCGGCACUGCGGGCUGGGAAGCCGGGACCAGAGGAGGGAAGGAAGGAAGGAAGGAAGGAAGGAAAGAAGAGAAAAGAAGAUAAGAGGAAGGAAGGACGGACGGAGAGAGAGAGAGAAAGAGUGGAGCGAUCCGGAGGUGAAGAAGAGACGCAGGGCAGAAAGAAGAGAGAGGACCACACUCGCCCAGCAGCAUCCACAGGCCAGAUUGGGAACAGUGCUGCUUCCACGGCUCCUCGGAUGGUGACGGGGCCUCGCCGCGGACGCAGUCCCCCCGAGCCCCGGCUCUGCAGGCCCUCACUGCCGAAGCCCCGCAGGAAUCAUGCCCAGGUCCUUCCUGGUUAAGAAGGUCAAACUUGACACAUUCUCUUCGGCAGACCUCGACAGCUCCUACGGGCGCGCCCGCAGCGAUCUCGGAGUGCGACUGCAAGAUAAAGGAUACCUCAGUGACUACGUGGGGCCUGCGUCGGUCUACGAUGGCGACGCUGAGGCGGCGUUGCUCAAAGGGCCAUCCCCGGAGCCUAUGUAUGCUGCGGCUGUGCGCGGAGAGCUUGGUCCCGCGGCCUCUGGCUCAGCACCGCCGCCCACCCCUCGCCCAGAGCUGGCUACUGCUGCUGGCGGCUACAUCAACGGCGACGCGGCGGUCAGCGAAGGCUACGCGGCCGACGCCUUCUUCAUCACUGACGGGCGCUCACGCCGUAAGGCUGCUAAUGCUAACACUGCUGCGGCCCCCUCCACAGCCUCGGUGGCUGCCCCCGACAGCGACGCUGGAGGUGGGGGCGGGCCGGGCACGCGAGGCUCUGGAUCAGGGUCGGCUAGUCGGGGCGGCACGCGCGUGGGGGCGGGCACCGAGGCGCGUGCGGGGCCAGGAGCUACGGGCGCUGGUGGCCGGCACGCCUGCGGCGAGUGCGGCAAAACUUACGCCACGUCGUCGAACCUGAGCCGCCACAAGCAAACGCACCGCAGCUUGGACAGCCAGCUGGCAAGGCGUUGCCCAACGUGUGGCAAGGUGUACGUGUCCAUGCCGGCCAUGGCUAUGCACCUGCUCACGCACGACCUGCGCCACAAGUGCGGCGUGUGCGGCAAAGCCUUCUCGAGGCCCUGGCUGUUGCAGGGCCAUAUGCGCUCUCACACGGGCGAGAAACCCUUCGGCUGUGCGCACUGCGGCAAGGCCUUCGCAGACCGCUCCAACCUGCGCGCACACAUGCAGACGCACUCCGCCUUCAAGCACUUCCAGUGCAAGCGCUGCAAGAAGAGCUUCGCGCUCAAGUCUUAUCUCAACAAGCACUAUGAGUCAGCCUGCUUCAAGGGCGGCGCCGGCGGCCCCGCAACCCCUGCGCCGCCACAGCUCAGCCCGGUUCAAGCCUAGGGCAGCGGGGCCUCCGCCAGCCAGGUCGGCUCUCAGCAAUACGGGCCCCCAGGGAAGUCUCCGCUGGCGUCCGGGCGGAGGGGCUGGAGGGCGGGCCCCUCCUCACAGCAAUAGGGGCAGGGAGCCGGCCCCACCCCGCCCGCUCGCCAGGAGCCUUGCCAGCCCCUUCAAGCAAUAGGGUCCCGAGGGGAGACCCACCCUGAAAACCCUCCCCUCUCCUCCAGGGUGCCCCAGGCUUUCUCCCAGCAAUAGGGUCUACCAGACCCAGAACCGAACCUCAUCUCUUAGUUGGGUCUCUGAAGACAGGGGUGAGAGGUGAGGUAAGGAGCGCCCUCCUCCCUCCUCUGCACCCCUGGAUCGCGUUGCAGAGACUCAGGUCUUCCCCAUCCCUUCCCAAGCCUUCCAGGCCAAGCCUUCAGCCCGGCGUCCAGGGAGUCAGCUCCACUUGGGCAGCUGGCCGGAGAAGGAUCAGGAAAGCAGGCGGGCCACAGAGGCGUUGUGUUUCACAGGCUUUGCAGACCUCCCGGAGUGCUAGGCGAUUUGGUGAUGGGGAGGGGCGCGGACGGCGGCAACCCUCUCCCUCGGGUUCUUUCUGGGGCCUCAGUCCGAGCCUCCCUCCUACCCACGCCUCGCACCCUCUGCCAAAUCCGAAUUCUUCCAGCCCGGCUUCCGGGGCUCUGUCCUCCAUAACGAAUAAUAAUGACACAUAUCGGAAUCGCAUGAACUUAUCCGACCUACUCAGACCCCGAUCCCGCCCUGCCCCGGGGCCCCCUCCCUCGCUCCCCAGGCUUCGGGUGUUGGAGGACGGAUACCCGGGCCGGCAGGCUGGCGUGCCACUGCCCUCUACACACCUCUGUAUUUGCUUUGCGGGUAAAGCCCCCUGGGGGGGGUGCGGACGCGUCGGGUUCCUUUCUUUCUGUAUUUAUACAUUUUAUUUAUGAACGGAUUGCACUCGGGUCAGGGAGGGGGCGCCUAACCCUCAUCCUUCCCGCCGACGCCCGGGGCUUAGGUUGUCCAGGACCAUUUCCUCUGCCCCUGAGCUUCGCCUCACAGAGGCAGGCCCUUCCCGGAGGCCCAGGCCCCACCCCCACUCGGUUGCCAACUUUCACCCGUCUAUGCCAAAGCCUUGGCGGUGACCCUACCCCAAGGGCCCGCCCUAUUGGCCGCCGCCUUUGUGACAUCACUGCAUGCAGUCCCACCCUUCUUCCCAACCCUUCCCGGGGCUGCCCGCUCCCCUUCCUCUUAGUUAGUCCGAUGCAGACUAUAGAGCAAUAACGCGCACUGCAUGUGAAGCUGCCGCAGCCUCUAGAGUUACUGAGAAUCAGGUAUCCCCUGCCCUACCCAUCCCAUAGGCCCCUAGAUCAGGGAUGCUGCGCGGGGCCGGCCACGCAGACUUUCUUUCCCCAUUCCCUACCCCAGGGCAGAGCCCGGCAGGCGUCAAGGUUCCAGAGGCUGGGAUAGAAUGGUAUCACUCAAGGCCUCUCUUGUCAAUCCUUCAUCACUCACCGACCCAUCAUUGGGUACCUACGAUAUGCCAGGCCCAUUCCCCUAAACCGGUCAGAGAUGCGGCAACCUUCGGGGAGGUGCCUGUCGGUGACAGGGCCCAAUACGCUUGGGUAGGCCAGGGCA